AUGGCGGAUCCCUUGACCGAUGUGAAAGACUGUUUAGUACAGGAUCGUGGAAACAUUGAUGUUCCCAGCUUGCUACAUCUUUCGAAAGACACUUGUGUUGGCAAAAGGGCCAAGGAGCUGUGCGAUCAUCAUGUCCGGACAGGCCACAAAGACCACAGCCAUAACAUGUAA
Messenger RNA from Parastagonospora nodorum SN15, 171 nucleotides. RefSeq lists its product as hypothetical. The coding region runs from base 1 to 171 and encodes 56 amino acids. The record is from RefSeq and is a predicted model, not a curated record. Lineage: Eukaryota; Fungi; Ascomycota; Dothideomycetes; Pleosporales; Phaeosphaeriaceae. The transcript has 2 exons.